AUGAAAAAGGCGAAGAAAACGGAAGACGGUGGUUCUACAUGUAUCAACAUGGACAGGAUAUCCAAGUUGCCCGAAGAAAUAUUGCAGAGAAUACUUUAUUUUCUCUCCCAAAAACAGGCUGUUCGAACAUCUGUCUUGUCGAAAUCGUGGCGUAAUAUUUGGUGUACGCGUCCCAAUCUUGAUUUCUCCGACGACACCUUCAAAGGUAACAAACAAUAUUUUCUGUCCGUUGUGAACAACACUUUACAGCGAUACCGCGAUCAAAGGUUGUGCGUGAAGAAAUUCCACCUUCGUAUAUCGCUAGGCGACAAUACAUAUAAAGAAUCGGUUUCGUUUCUCGAGAAAUGGGUCCCGAGAUUCACAGCAAUGGGCGUCGGGGCGUUUCGUCUUUCUAUUCUGUCAAAAAACGAGUGCGUGGAUAUGUCGUCGGUCGUCUUUAAAGCCGAAUCUCUCAAGCUUUUGCGCCUGUUUAAUUGCGAUUUGGGCCAAAAUACCCCCAAGAAUAUACCUUUCGUGCGUCUAACGGUACUUCGCCUCAUCAAGGUCUUGAUCAACAAAGAUAUUUUCAACAAGAUAGUAUGGAGCUGCCCUUUGCUCACAACUAUGUUGAUCGAACAGUGUAGAGGUUUGGAAAACGUCACGUUGGAGAAGACGCGUCACAAAUAUCUCAAGCACUUCACUUUUCGCACAAUAGACGAUCGAUGCAGCGUCGAGAUCGACAUCCUGACUCUCGAAACAAUCGAUAUCUUGGGAUGCCAG
Molecule: messenger RNA, 759 nt
Organism: Erythranthe guttata (spotted monkey flower)
Lineage: Eukaryota; Viridiplantae; Streptophyta; Magnoliopsida; Lamiales; Phrymaceae
Source: RefSeq, a predicted model, not a curated record